CCACAACCGUGAGGUGGUUGUAUUGUCAGUUUCACAUAGAUAUGGGGUGGCUACUGUUGCCUACGUUAGGAUCCCUGAGGGCUGCAUAUUGAUUUGGAAAACCACAGUUUUACAUUUUUUGUAAGUGAGCUACUUAUUUUAACUAUUUCCCAAUGACGUUUUGAUGAGGUUCUGGCUGAUCUUGGGGAUUUUGUAGGCACGAGUGCCCUGUGUUUGACAACCGCAUAACCCGCCUUCAGAAUUGGCAAAACACACACAGAGACACAGAAACACACAAAUAGACAAACAGAAAAAACACAAAACAAAGUAUUACCCACGUGGGCUCCUCGGACUUGUAGUUUACUGGUUAUUGUUUUUUGUGCUUUUUUUUUUUCUUCGAGAGCAGUUGUGAUGCUUCGCUUCCUCCUAGAAGGACUACAUUUCCCAGAAUGCCAUAGGAGAGGAGGCCGGAAUUCACGACGAACUGCUUUCUGGGAUCUCGAGCAGCUGUGGCUGGUUUCUCCACGCUGCUACCGGCAUGGAUCCCGGUUGUAAGUGGCGGAACCUACCCAGCGGGCCCAGCCUAAAACACUUGACCGAACCGAGUUAUGGGGUACCCAAAGAACAGCAGCUGCCGGCAUUGCAGGAACUCACGCGAGCGCACAUCGAGUCCUUUAACUAUGCUAUGCGAGAGGGUCUCAGCCACGCGGUGCAGGCCAUUCCACCCUUGGAAUUUGCUUUCAAAGAUGAACGGAUCACUUUUGCUAUUGUGGAUGCUGUUGUUAGUCCUCCCAUGGUCCCUAAAGGGAGUAUCUGCAAAGAGUUGAAAGUCUACCCAGCAGAAUGUCGUGGUCGGAGAAGUACAUAUCGGGGAAAGCUGACAGCUGAUAUCAGCUGGUCUGUGAAUGGGAUCCCAAAAGGAAUUAUUAAACAAUCACUUGGCUAUAUUCCUAUUAUGGUGAAGUCUAAGCUGUGCAAUUUACAUAAUCUUCCUCCAAAAGCUCUUAUUGAGCACCAUGAGGAAGCAGAGGAAAUGGGAGGCUAUUUUAUAAUAAAUGGUAUUGAAAAAAUUAUCAGGAUGCUAAUUAUGCCUCGGAGAAAUUUUCCAAUUGCAAUGAUAAGACCAAAAUGGAAAACCAGAGGCCCUGGCUAUACCCAUUAUGGAAUUUCAAUGCACUGUGUUAGGGAUGAACACACGGCUAUUAAUAUGAACCUUCACUACCUGGAAAAUGGCUCAGUGAUGGUGAAUUUUAUUUAUCAUAAAGAAUUAUUUUUUCUUCCUCUGGGAUUUGUACUUAAGGCAUUAGUUGGUUUUUCUGAUUAUCAGAUUUUUCAAGAACUGAUCAAAGGAAGAGAGGAGAACUCAUUUUUCAGGAACUGUGUUUCUCAGAUGUUAAGAAUUGUAAUGGAAGAGGGUUGUCUCACACAAAAACAAGUCCUUAACUACCUGGGAGAACGUUUCAGAGUAAAACUUACCCUUCCUGAUUGGUACUCAAAUGAACAAGCUGCAGAAUUUCUGUUAAAUCAGUGUGUGUGUAUCCAUCUGAAAUCCAAUGAAGAAAAGUUUUAUGUACUUUGUCUUAUGACUCGAAAGCUGUUUACUUUUGCCAAAGAAGAAUGUAUGGAAGAGAAUCCUGAUAGUUUAAUGAAUCAAGAAGUUCUCACACCAGGGCGACUCAUCCUUAUGUUUUUAAAGGAAAAGAUGGAAGCUUGGUUGGCAUCUGUUAAAAUAGCUUUAGAUAAGAGAGCUCAAAAGACCAAUGUCUCUAUUAAUACUGAAAAUCUUAUGAAGAUAUUUAGUAUGGGAUUAGACCUUACAAGACCAUUUGAGUAUCUUCUUGCUACUGGCAACCUACGUUCAAAAUCAGGUCUUGGCAUGCUGCAAGAUUCUGGUCUCUGUGUAGUGGCUGACAAACUGAAUUUCAUACGCUACCUUUCCCAUUUUCGCUGUGUACACCGAGGUGCUGCCUUUGCCAAAAUGAGAACAACCACAGUACGCAAGCUCCUUCCAGAAUCCUGGGGUUUCCUUUGUCCUGUACACACACCAGACGGGGAACCCUGUGGCCUGAUGAAUCACAUGACUGCUAUCUGUGAGAUAGUCACACAGACUACCUAUAUAUCUUCUAUCCCAUCUUUGCUUUGUUCCUUAGGGGUUACCCCAGUUGAUGGGAGUCCAAGUCAACCCUAUAGUGAAUGCUACCCUGUUAUGUUGAAUGGUGUCAUGGUUGGCUGGGUAGAAAAAGAUCUUGCUCCUGCCAUUGCAGAUUCUCUCCGGAAUUUUAAGGUAUUGGGGAAAAAACAAAUCCCUCCUUGGAUGGAAAUAGUUCUUAUCCCAAUGACUGGAAAGCCAAGUUUGUAUCCUGGACUAUUUCUUUUCACUACUCCUUGUAGAAUGAUACGACCUGUGCAGAAUUUGGAAUUAGGUAAAGAAGAACUGAUUGGAACUCUGGAACAGAUCUUUAUGAACAUUGCUAUCUUUGAAAAUGAGAUUGUUUCUGGAGUAACCACACACCAGGAGCUCUUUCCUCAUAGCAUGCUGAGUGUGGUAGCCAAUUUCAUUCCUUUUUCUGAUCAUAAUCAGAGUCCUCGAAACAUGUAUCAAUGUCAAAUGGGUAAACAAACUAUGGGAUUUCCCCUUCUUACCUACCAAGACCGAUCAGAUAAUAAGCUGUAUCGUCUUCAGACUCCACAAAGCCCAUUAGUCAGACCAUACAUGUAUGAUUACUAUGAUAUGGAUAACUAUCCCAUUGGGACAAAUGCUAUUGUUGCUGUCAUUUCAUACACAGGAUAUGAUAUGGAAGACGCUAUGAUUGUGAAUAAAGCUUCCUGGGAAAGAGGCUUUGCUCAUGGAAGUGUCUACAAGACAGAGCUCAUAGAUCUUUCUGAAAAAAUCAAACAAGGAGAUGAUAGUCUGGUGUUUGGAGUCAAACCUGGUGAUCAGCGAACUCUACAGAAAUUAGAUGAUGAUGGUUUGCCACAUAUUGGAUCUCUUCUGAAAUAUGGGGACCCUUUUUACAGUUACCUAAAUAUCAACACAGGGGAAAGCUUUGUGACAUACUAUAAAAAUAAGGAAAAUUGCAUUGUGGAUAACAUUAAAGUAUGUAGUAAUGACUCUGGGAAUGGAAAAUUCAAAAGCAUCUGCAUCACAAUGAGAAUCCCCCGGAACCCAACUAUUGGUGACAAAUUCGCUAGUCGCCAUGGACAGAAGGGCAUUUUGAGCAGACUGUGGCCUGCCGAGGAUAUGCCUUUUACCGAAAGCGGAAUGAUGCCCGACAUUCUGUUCAAUCCUCAUGGUUUUCCGUCUCGAAUGACCAUUGGCAUGUUGAUUGAGAGCAUGGCAGGGAAAUCUGCCGCUCUGCACGGCCUCUGCCACGAUGCUACGCCCUUCACUUUUUCAGAGGAGAAUUCUGCCCUGGAGUACUUUGGUGAGAUGUUGAAGGCUGCCGGUUACAACUUCUACGGCACGGAGAGAUUGUACAGCGGUGUCAGUGGGGUAGAACUAGAAGCAGAUAUUUUCAUAGGGGUGGUCUACUAUCAGCGCUUACGUCACAUGGUCUCAGACAAGUUUCAGGUGAGGACAACUGGAGCCCGAGAUAAAGUCACCAACCAGCCCAUCGGGGGCAGGAAUGUCCAGGGUGGAAUCCGUUUUGGAGAAAUGGAACGAGAUGCCCUUCUGGCACACGGCACCUCCUUUCUGCUUCACGACCGCCUCUUCAACUGCUCUGACCGCUCUGUUGCUCAUGUGUGUGUGAAGUGUGGUAGCUUGCUUUCGCCCCUUUUAGAGAAGCCGCCACCUUCCUGGUCCGCCAUGCGUAACAGGAAAUACAACUGCACUGUGUGUAAUCGUAGUGACACCAUUGACACAGUUUCUGUUCCUUAUGUUUUCCGCUAUUUUGUAGCUGAAUUGGCAGCUAUGAAUAUCAAAGUCAAACUUGAUGUCAUUUAAUUAUUCCGUUCAUCCUGUCAGCUUCUCAAGAAUUUUGUUUCAGAUGUAUUUUUUUGUAUUCAGAAUUAUUUCUAAUAAAAAACAGAUUAUUUUUUUUUUGUUGAGGGGUAGGCCUUGGAGGAAUUUGAAGCCAUUAUUUUGUCUGUAUCAUUAAACAUUGCUUGGGAAUUAUUUCAGAAAGCAAAAUAGUAUUUUGCAUAUAGACUAAUUCAAUGUUUUGUAUUCAGUAGAAUUUACAUGGAAUUUUUGUAUAUCUGAACUUUGUUUGGUAUCAGAUGAGUUUCUGUAUUUGGAAGGAAACUUAGAGAAGACCUGCAUAUGGCUAUUGGCAGAACACAUUGGUCUAAUAUCUCUCAAGAUUGCAAUUAAGGUACUUUAUGUUCUUGUUAUCUGAAUCACAUUCCUUAGUCAAGAUCUUAUUUCCUGCAUUGGUUAAAAAAUUUUUUUUUUAAUUUUCUGUUGUCCUUUAAAACAAAUUGAUGCAAAAACUUUAAUGUGCUUUUAGGUCAUAAUUUCAUUAUAAUUUUAGAUCAUGUUACAUCAUUAGAACAGUUGAGAGAAAGGCAGUACAGUCAGUUCUCACUUGACCUGAAUAGGACUGUUUAGCAGACCUCCUCCUACCCUUGUGGGGUUCCACAGGGCCCGGUCCCUACAGCCAGAUUAGUUUCAGUGCCUGGAGCAGAGGGUUGUGCUAAUACUCCUGCCAAUGCUACCACUAUCUGUCCUGUGCUGAAUCCCUAAUUAGGGUUGGCAUGGGGUCCUGCUGUUCCCUCUCUGGAGAGUCAGAUUUUAUGUAAUGUGAAUUUAUAUAAAACGAGAAUUGUAUAUAUAGCCACCAUAUUAAAGUUAGUACAGCAAGCAUUUGUUAAGUGUCUACAGUGUUCCAGGCAAAGUAGUUUGAGCUUUUAAAGAUUUUAUAUAAUGUAAGAGGAUAUGGAAAUAGGAUUAGAAGUCCAGAGAAGAAGGGUUGUCCCUAUAUGAGUCAAUUCCCCCAUACUCUUAACAGUGAAAAUUAAAUAUCUGCUCUUAAAACUCUUAAGCAAAGUGUCACUUUUAGUGAGGUUGGAAAUCUUAACUCCUCCCAAACUGACCAUUCUUUGUUUGCUCUUCAAGUAACUGCCCUCAUCUCUAGAAAGCAUAAGGAGACUUUUAAUUGUCCCCUGAAUGUGGCUUCUAAUGCAUCUGUUUUUAUAUUAAAUGUCCUGGGCAAUUUCAACUCCAUAAAUCAUGCUUUUCUUAGAUAUUUAGAGAAAUCAAGAAAAUAUAGAGAAAAAAAAAAGUUGCUCAGCAAGGUCAUAUCUGAGAGAGCUAAUAACAAUUCAUACAGAUCACGAAGAAAGAAGGUGGAGGAGAGAAAAAGAGAACCUAUGACAAAGUAGUUGAGGGCUCUAGUGGUUAGGAGGAAGGACACAGAUAAUAUUCCAACAAAGGAGGGGUCAGAAUAAUCAAGAAAAGGGCAGUGCCAGUCUAGAUGUAGUUUGAAUAGGGUAGAAUACAGUUGAAAUAUUCUCUUGUUUUGGAAACUACAUCUCUACCUGAAGCCUGAAAUCACAUUAGCUUUUUUUUUUAAACUCAUGUUAAACUGUUGUCUUAUAUUAGGUUAACUGGUAUUAAGUUGGCCCAAGUUUCUAGUCGGAUUUUUUUUGGAUCCUGACAGUUAUUCAACAGAUGAACACUGUCCUUACAUUUGUGUCUUGUGAAUUUGAUACGAAUACCACUUAUUACUUAUAA
Messenger RNA from Antechinus flavipes (yellow-footed antechinus), 5656 nucleotides. RefSeq names its product RNA polymerase I subunit B (gene POLR1B). Gene Ontology annotation, cellular component: RNA polymerase I complex; nucleus. The transcript has 15 exons. The record is from RefSeq and is a predicted model, not a curated record. NCBI's taxonomy places the organism in Eukaryota, Metazoa, Chordata, Mammalia, Dasyuromorphia, Dasyuridae. Gene Ontology annotation, molecular function: DNA-directed RNA polymerase activity; DNA binding; ribonucleoside binding. The coding region runs from base 518 to 3925 and encodes 1135 amino acids. Gene Ontology annotation, biological process: DNA-templated transcription.